This is a messenger RNA of Eleginops maclovinus (Patagonian blennie), 1116 nucleotides long. It is a transcript of the gene emp3a, whose product is annotated as epithelial membrane protein 3a (MAM blood group). Gene Ontology annotation, cellular component: plasma membrane. The coding region runs from base 221 to 718 and encodes 165 amino acids. The record is from RefSeq and is a predicted model, not a curated record. NCBI's taxonomy places the organism in Eukaryota, Metazoa, Chordata, Actinopteri, Perciformes, Eleginopidae. The transcript has 5 exons.
GAGAAACUUUAGAGGAAAUGGGUGUUGAGAACUCCUCCUAUAUCUAACUCCACAUUCCUUUUCUGUACCCUUUUCAAAGUUUCGUAGCUAAGUCUGUGAGACCAGAAAAGGGCAGAGAGAGGAUAACUGCAACUAGGUAUCAACAACCACUGAACAUUACAGACUCAAAGGCGCUGUAGCUGAAGGGAUUCCAGACCCUUUCUCUCAUCUCCAAGCAGCCAUGGUGUUCCUGCUCAUAUUCCUGACUGUGCUGCAUUUGGUGACCUUGGCCAUGCUCCUCAUUGCCACCCUGGAGAAGUCCUGGUGGAUAUGGGAUGAUUUAGAAAUCACAGACCUUUGGUAUAACUGCUUCCAUGAUAAUGCCACAAAGACCUGGUUGUGUGCUGCUACAAAUGAGAGCGACUGGCUGCAGUCGCUCCAGGCCCUCAUGGUCCUUUCUGUGGUCUUCUCCUCCAUCUCUUUACUGAUUUUUCUCGGCCAGUUGUUCACCAUGUCCAAAGGUGGACUCUUCUACUUCACAGGCCUCUGUCAGGCAUUUGCAGGCUUCACAGACUUUGCGGCUUGCCUCAUCUUCACCUUCCACAGAAAGGAGAUUUUAAGUGAAUCCAGAGAUCUUAGCAAAGGACGCUUUGGCUAUUGCUUCAUCCUGGCCUGGCUGUGUGUCCCUCUCCUCCUAGUCAGUGGAGUACUAUACGCCCACCUGCGUAAGAAGCAGUGAACCAAAAACUAAAGAGAUGGAAAACCUCUUAAAAACAGCGUGAUGCUCUUCACUCACUUUCCAGAUUAAAGAAAGCGCAGAUGAGGAUAUAAGAAGACUAAGAAGAAAAUACUUCUUUAAAUUAUGUAAUACUCUCUGACGCAAAAUCCACCCUACCAUCCUAUAUGGUAUGCUGGACAUUAUGUCAUAAUGGUGUCUCUCUAGGAGACAGUCUGUUAUUGUUACUCAAGACCAAAUCAAGAAAACUUGCUGAUUUAAGCUUAAAAUAUUAAACAUGAAGAAUGAUGUUAUAGAAGUAUUUUUGAAUCAAUGUAUACCUGUACUUUAUGUAUGAUUGUGAUUAUGUUUCAUAUGUUCUGUAUAUAUCUGUUUACUUAUUAAAGAAAGCAAUGCACUGA